Messenger RNA from Puntigrus tetrazona (Sumatra barb), 3856 nucleotides. RefSeq names its product mex-3 RNA binding family member A (gene mex3a). The transcript is spliced from 2 exons. The record is from RefSeq and is a predicted model, not a curated record. Bases 257 to 1795 code for a protein of 512 amino acids. NCBI's taxonomy places the organism in Eukaryota, Metazoa, Chordata, Actinopteri, Cypriniformes, Cyprinidae. Gene Ontology annotation, molecular function: RNA binding.
UACAUGCAGCGCGGCUUGCCAUAGGCGGGGACUGAGCGAACCAGACGGGGUGGAGCAACGCUUGGCCUGGCCCCUCUCGGCGCAGACAUCCUUGUGUCCCGUUCGCCUUGCGCGUUUCGGAACCGGAGAGGGGGCUGGUCUGUGGGAGGGACUAGCGCAAAGGGGGGACUAGGACCAGGAGGGGGCGGGGUGGCGGCGAGGGUGCUGUUUCUCCAGUCUCUUACCAGUGUCUUUGUCUCACACUCUUUUGUUAGCCAUGCCUAGCUUGCUGGUUCUAGCAGGGAUCAUGGAGAAAAAUGGGGGCUACGGCGGGGAUUUGGCCGGCUCCGGCUUCGGCAGCGAAGGUCUCCUGGUGCCACCCGAGGAGGAGGAGGACGAUUCCCGUGCCCUUAGAGUUGCGCUGGGCCAACUGUCGCUGCUGGGUCUUGGAGAGGGCGAGGACGGGGCUCCUGCGGGUGGAGGUGGCGGUGGUGGAGGAGUUCAAGACAGGAGUAACAAUAACCAUCACAAUCACAUCCCAGCCGAUUCGGGGAUGUUACAAGGGAAGAACAAGUUGUGCGCCCUGUACGAGAGCUCGCCCACCGAAACCAAAGGACGGGGCUGCAACAUAACGGAGUGCGUCCCCGUGCCAAGCUCCGAACAUGUGGCCGAAAUAGUGGGGAGGCAAGGUUGCAAAAUCAAAGCUUUGCGCGCAAAGACAAACACCUACAUCAAGACCCCCGUCCGAGGCGAAGAACCAGUCUUCCUCAUCACCGGCCGCAAAGAGGACGUGGCCCUGGCCAGACGUGAAAUCAUCUCAGCUGCGGAGCACUUUUCCAUGCUGCGGGCCUCCAGGAACAAGCUGGGCGUCUCUUUCAGCGGCUCGCCUCCUGCGCCGCUCCCUGGCCAGACCACCAUACAGGUGCGGGUGCCCUACCGUGUCGUGGGUCUGGUGGUCGGGCCGAAAGGCUCGACUAUAAAGCGCAUACAGCAGCAAACGUGCACUUACAUCGUGACUCCGAGCCGCGACCGCGACCCCGUCUUUGAGAUCACCGGCUCCCCCGGAAACGCCGAGCGGGCGAGGGAAGAAAUCGAGGCGCACAUCGCCUUCCGCACGGGUGGCCUGCAUGACCACAACAAUGAGAACGACUGCUUGGGACCUGACAGCGGCAACGGGGGUCUGGAGAGCCGCCUGCAGCAGGUGUGGGGGCUACAGGGGGCCCCGCGCAAGCCGCUUGCCAGCAGCUACCGCCAGAAUUUCUCAGACGCCAUGGUCGGAAGUGGCAGUGGAGGAGGAGGAGGAGGAGGUGGAGGCGGCGGCGGGAUUUACAGUAAAGGUGACUUUACCAACCACAGCAGUGGGGACAAGCCAUGCUCCUACUUCGGAUCCGAAGGCACUCAAAGCUGGGGCGAUCCCGACUAUCCCAAACAGGUGGCUUACUACGCCCAGCAGCGCUCCAAAAGCUUUGGAGGCCUGCCUCUUCCUCUGACCAGACUGUCGCCAGGACUGCCCGAACCGUGCGGCACCGGAAACUCCAACGCGGUGGGGUCUCCUCACGCCCAGGCACGCCGUGCCCACAGCGAGCCCACCGCCGUCACCGCCGCGUUCACCGGACGUCUCCCCGUGCCGGAUUCUCCGCCCGCCAUAGCCCGGGACUGCAUGACCUGUUUUGAAAGUAAAGUGACCGCUGCUCUGGUCCCGUGUGGUCAUAACCUCUUCUGCAUGGAGUGCGCCAUCCGAAUUUGUGAGCUAAACCAUCCGGAGUGUCCUGUCUGCCACACCCUGGUUACACAGGCUAUCCGGAUAUUCUCUUAAGAAGUCGACUUAUCUUUACUUUUUUUUUUUUUUUUUUUUUGUGGUUCGUUUUUACUCUGUAGAAUCAGUUCACUUUUAAUCUUGUUUUGUUUUCUUUUGGUCAGUAUUCACUUUUUUUAUUUUUCAGAAAACACAAAACCAAAACAAGCAGAUAUUUUAGAACACACUGCUUGGUUUACUAAAAAAAAAAAAAAAGAGGAAGAAGUAUUUUCAGAUUUUUCUUUUAUAUGUACACAUAUAUACAUAUAUAUUUUAUAAAAGUUUUUUUAAAAAUGGAAAGAACGUAGUUCUUAGCAUCUUGGUUUGUUUUGCUUUAUUUUAUUUAAUUUUUUACUGGUGCUGUUUUUUUCCACAUGCUGCGUGUGGACAGUAACAGAAGAAAUAAUGUGAACAUUUUACACUUUUCCUUUGCUGGGGAGGUAUAUUACUAUAUGAAAAAAAUAUCAUUACGAGUUUAUUUCCUAAGAUUGGAGUAUAGUUUUACAUCCCAGCAUCUUCUGCAAAUGAGCGAGUAUUCUUUUUUUUAAGGCAAACUAGAAUCUUAAAUCUUUGCACCUUAAAACUGAUGUAAAGUGAUUGUCAAAAAAACAUUACAUUUCUAGAUGUCUAUGCGAAAUAGAUGGUAUAGAAAUAGGGGCUGAUAUAUACGACCUGAUGGCUUUAAAUUCAGAUCAUCACAAUUACCGAUGUAGUAUCUGCUUUGCAAAUCAAUAAUCGAACGGGUAAUUGACGAGUAAAACAGGGAGUUUCUUUUUCGUUUCGUUUUGUUUUGUUUCUGCACCAGUGAGCCUAUUAUGUGAUGUAUCUAAAAUGGUCUUAUUAGGUACAAUACGAAAGAAAAAAAAGAAAGGAAAAACUAUUUGAGCAAACUGAUUGGUCAGCUCAAAAAAAAACCUUGGAACUCAUCCAGCGUUGUUUUCAAGAGGACUUCCCGGGUUCUUUCAGUAACGUUUUUUUAUUCUCUUUCCUGCACUCAGUACGUUUAUGAUUUUUUUUUUUCCUUUUACGCAUUAUUUAGUAAAACGCUGAACAUAAGGCAUAAGAUGAAGUAGGAAAAAAAAAAAAAAAGAGGGGGCGAUUGAGGGGAGGGGGUCUGUAAUCUGAUCCUGAAUAGACCAAAUAGACAAAAGCAAGCAAGACUCCGAGCUACAGUACAAUGUAAAUCACCCGUUCCCGAGUUGCAAAGCGUCCUCCGACUGUCCGUCUGCACUGAGGCAGGUGUUGCAUAUCGUACUCUAGAUUAAGUUUUUUUAUUUUCCGAGGGUCCGGUUUGUCGGGGAGGACUGUGCUCCAAUUCCACGAAGCGCUCAUUCGCUGUAAUGACGACCGAGCUCCUCCCAGUGAGUAUAUUGUUUUGUCGCAGUGGUGGUACAAUCCCCGGAGCGCCCCGACAUGGCCUGCCCUAGGAGGAGCCGAUAAUUAGCCAUACAUCAGAGUCCAGGUGCAAAGCAACUGCCGUAGGAAGGAGGGGCGGCGUACAGUGGCGUGAAUGAGGACGGAGACGCCGCACGGGGGGCUAAACUAGGUGCAGCUGGGGCCCCUCCUGUUGAUCGCUCGCUCGCUCCCGUUCUGGUAUUCCCAUUGGGGAGAAACGGGGGCCUCUUUUGUCCUGCCGUUGGGUGGAAAGAAGAAAAAAAAAAUCCAAGAGCAGAUUUCAUUUCAAAGAGAAAAGCUGGCCCUUCUGAGUUGAGAGAGUGUGACUAGAUAGACCCAAAGCAUUUUUUCUUCUGAGAUUUCUCGUUUAAUGUGCACAAGAGGCAGGCCGUCGAAGUUUCCAUGGAGUCUUCCUUCAUGAGCGGGACAUCCUGCCGUGACCCCCUCGAGACGGGCCUGCCAGCGUACGGUCACGAGCAGCCAAUCGGAGAACAACCUUGAACUCCACAAUGAAAUCAGACAAUUGUAAUUGACAAGAAAGCAGGGGGGGAAACGCCCAAUUUGGUGGCCGCUCAUGCUGAAUCGAAUUACACACCCACUGCCCGUCUCAUUGCAGGCUGGGGGAUUUCGGGAUAGGGGAUUAGAGUGUUCGAAGGUUGAGAAACUGUCUUUUUUUUUUUCUCUUUU